UAUAAGAAAAGCUCCAUGUUCAGAGCAGCACUACAACAACCUCCCUGACCAUCUGUGAGACAGUCUGCUGAAGCUAAGACCUGACGGUGUGAUCACUGAAACCAUGCUGAAGGUAGCACUUGUUCUUGGAUGCCUCCUGAGCCUCGUUCUGGCCAAUCCUAUGGACGGGGGACACAAACGACUUGCCCGUUCAGACUCAUCAGAGUCUAAUGAGGCCACUUCCACCUCUACCACAACGGGACUGACUACAGCACAGCUGACACAACUGUUGCAGCUUUUCCUCAAUCUUCUUACAACCACCACAGCUGCAACUACUACGGCUGCACCCACUACUACAACAACCGCAGCUACUACAACUACUACUGCUACUGCAUAGAAAAAUCUACAGUUCAUCCAGAGAGCAAUAAGUGAAUGAAAAACUUCACAAAAGAGUUCUCCAUUAUAUCUGCAAAAUAAACUCCACAAAUGGAAAAUA
Molecule: messenger RNA, 475 nt
Organism: Amphiprion ocellaris (clown anemonefish)
Lineage: Eukaryota; Metazoa; Chordata; Actinopteri; Pomacentridae
Product: spore coat protein SP96-like
Exons: 4
Coding region: 104-376 (90 amino acids)
Source: RefSeq, a predicted model, not a curated record